This is a messenger RNA of Nanorana parkeri, 1767 nucleotides long. RefSeq names its product decapping mRNA 1A (gene DCP1A). The transcript has 10 exons. Lineage: Eukaryota; Metazoa; Chordata; Amphibia; Anura; Dicroglossidae. Gene Ontology annotation, biological process: deadenylation-independent decapping of nuclear-transcribed mRNA; deadenylation-dependent decapping of nuclear-transcribed mRNA; positive regulation of catalytic activity. The coding region runs from base 17 to 1645 and encodes 542 amino acids. Gene Ontology annotation, cellular component: P-body. The record is from RefSeq and is a predicted model, not a curated record. Gene Ontology annotation, molecular function: enzyme activator activity; mRNA binding.
GGAGUGCUGCUGCAAGAUGGAGUCGCGGAGUAAAGUGGAACAUGAGAUGAGUUUGGCAGCCCUGCGCCGCUCGGACCCGUACAUCAGAGGCAUUGUAGAUGUCACCGGGCAGGUGGCCCUGUACAGCUUCAGUGCUAAGGCCAAUGAGUGGGAGAAGACUGACAUAGAAGGGACCUUAUUUGUGUAUACAAGGUCAGCAUCUCCGCAACAUGGCUUUACGAUAAUGAACCGCCUUAACAUGCACAAUUUGGUGGAACCCGUCAACAAAGAUCUAGAAUUUCAGCUUCAUGAACCUUUCUUGCUGUACCGGAACUCAAGUUUGUCCAUUUACAGUAUCUGGUUUUAUGACAAGAAUGACUGCCAGAGGAUUGCAAAGCUGAUGACCCAAGUGGUACAGCAGGAGACUGCAAGGGCAACAAAUCGAAAAAGUCCAGUUAAUGGAUGCAGAUCCCAGCCCAUAGAUAUCUUGGAGAUGCUGAGCAAGGCUAAGAAUGAGUACGAAAAGGGUCAAGGGAAUGAUCAAAGUUCUGACUUCAGCGCAGUGAAGAACUCUCCUCUAGUGAAGGCAGACAGUUUGGAAAUAACAGAACAUGGAUCCUCUGGUCCUCAGGAGAAAGCCUUCCAAACUGUGCAAAAACACUUGACAGUUGAAGAACUGUUUGGAACUUCAUUGACAAAAGAUCCACCAGUGAUUGCCUACACUAACUUUGAAGUUUGUGAUCCCUUCCUACCAGACUUAGGUGAGCACAACACUAUCCUGCAGCCAAAGACCAUCCAGCCGGUGGUAGUGAAAGCAGAGUCGAGAAGUUUUAAUUGUAGUGCCAGCGAUUUUAGUCACCCAAAUUGCCUUCCUCCAUCAUUAAUUUCUCAAGGUCCAGUGGACUCUCAGAACGUUGGUACAUUUCCUGCAAGUAUUAGUCCCAGUCUUGGAUCAUCAUCUGAAGUUCUAGGCACGUCCGUUUCACAUGGACCCAGUAUUGCACACCUUAGCCGAAUGUCCCCUCUUAUGAGCCAAUCGGUAUCGGAUGUUGUCAGCGCUCCCCAUGGUCAGCCGCUCAUUCCGCCUUUAGUCCCGAUCCGCAGUAGCAGCUUUUCCAGUUCAACUCAUCCAAGCAUGGAUCUUCUACAAAAGUUAAAACUAACUCCUCAGACUGACUCAUUGCAGUCUCAGCCCAUCAGCAAGGCCACCAUAGCUCCCAAGUUCUCCAGUACUGGCAGUCAGCUGGCAACACCUGAGAGUUUCAAAGAAAGCUCCCUGAAAUCAGUGUCAUCUGGACCUCUAUUAACAUCUCUUCAGAAUGCUCAUGAAAAGAGGGAACCUGAAUCGUUUGCCCAGCCUUUGGGUGUAUCUAAGGUGGUAGCUGCUUCCCAGUAUGCUGCACAUACAAGUAAUGAAGCUGUCCUGUGGUCUCCCAGCGUGUUUCAGCAACCCCCUCCUAAGUAUACUGGCCAAGCUGAUCGGACAGCGACUCCACCUCUGAUACAUCACAGUACCGACCGGGCGAGACCCUGCCCUGCCCUUAGUCGCACUCAGCUCCAGGAAACCCUACUACACCUUCUGAAGAAUGACUCCAGCUUUCUCAAUACAGUUCACGAAGCUUAUUUACAAGUGCUUACCAAAAGUAUGGAAAAUGUCAAACUUUAAAAGAAGUAAAGUGAUGGUAACUCCAUCUUCACCACAAACCUACAACCAAAACAAUGCAAAGCCUCUGGUGACAGAAGGAACAUUUGAUUUAUAUGGUUAUGAUGUCAAUUUGCAUGGACUGG